GUUUUUCAUGCGGGCGUGGAGGAACUGGACAUUGAAGAAUAGAACAAGCAGCUUCCAAUGUGUGACAGCAAACACGUACGCUUGUCUUGAGAUAAAUACUCACAGCCUUGUGCUGGCAGCAAGAGACUGCCGCGAUCGUGGCCGACCCGAGGAAUUCUUAGUGAGGUGUUUCGGCAGUCAGGACGUCGAGGCGACAUUCCGGAAUCUUCGAUCGAUGACGACAAUGAACCAUACCCAGACGAACCUCACUUUCAAGAAAAUCGGCGAAAAGCUGCGGCGAGCUCACAUGCUGCAUCAAAUUCAGCACCGUAACCGUAUUAAGUUUCGAUUCCCUGGUCACACGGGUCCGACCAACGUGUCCGUGCUACCGACACUGCCGACGGAUGCUGAAAUAAAAGCCGCACUAAGCAGUGCUGAGGGGAGGGCAUCUGAGGUCUUGGGCAAGCUUGGCCUCUUGCAGGCUGAACAAUCUUUCGAGUUUAGUGUACAUGCCCUCGGGGACCGGAACUGGGAAGACUUGAUCGUUUCCGAUAGUGAGUCUGACACGGAGGACCAUGAAGACCAUGAACCCGGUCAGGAGGUGUAUGAAGCUAAGCAUCUGUUUUCAAACUUUUCGGGCCAGAUCGCGCUGCCUAACAGCACGUCCGAUAAGCACAUCUACCUGAUACGAGAUGACCACGGGAAGGUGUUUCACGUUAAGAAGAGUAGUGUAGUGUGGAUGCUUACUGCGUCUAAGGUUCAGGAAAAAGCUCGUAUGAUACAUUACAAACAGCCCAUACCUAACUAGGGCAAGCUAGGUUGAUUAGGUUCAUAAGUAAUACAUAUUAUAUAAUGUCCGUACUCUUAGAGUGUGCUUUACUAUCCUUGAUGACACUCUGACUAUUCAGCCUCCAAGGUGGUGGUUGAAUAGUCAGGGGGGGUGUUAUACCCGGGUGUUUGUAGUAGCCUAUGUACUGGUUCUUACAAACACCCGGGUUAUACUCUUUGAAAAAUGUUGCCCCUAAAUGUAUGCAACCCAUGAAAUGGAAAAAGUUUCAAAAUUCGUCUAAGUCCCGGAAAUGGGGAAGUGUUCUUGCCUGCGAAGGCACCACUGAGCUGAGGUGAGAUGAGUACGUACCCACAGUUGUCUGAGUCGGGGCAGCGUAACGAGUGAGCUAUGAUGAGCGCGCAAACAUGCGUGCGUUUCAUAUACGUGUACCGUACCCUGUGUACGGACGCGGCGGAGGAUGGGUCGCGGUACAUUGACUGAGUCGGUGACCAUUUCGGUGGUAAAGUGGUUAAGCCAAAUUGGCUUGCACGUCGCUAAGCCAAAUUCGCUUAUGGGAUGUGUAACCAGUGUGAGUGUUGUGUACAAUAAUUGAUGUGACUCGUCGCGAAUUUUGUGUUAAAUUAUUUAAAUGUAAAUUAUUGUGCCAAUAAGACGUUGUGUUUGUCGAUGGGAAGUUACCAGGACGACGCCCAGCAAGCAAGAAACCCGAAGCUGGAAGUCCCACACCGUGCGUCGUUACCGCUAGUCACCACCAGGAGCGCUGCUGCUUAUCAUCGCAUGGGCGGCCAUUGGGGGUGGUGAAUGUGCGUAAUCCUUGAGGAUGACAGGAUGAGGAGGAGAUGGGUUGGCGCGUAAGAGGUCAGGGGUUCGGGAUUUUGACCCGACCGUUGCUCGGUCAUUAAGUCCGGAUAUCGAGAAGUGGAAGGUUGUCGGCAAGUGCAACCGUUACCCGCGAAGACCAGUGUUGGAGAAGUUAAUCCUUGGAGGAUUGUGAAGUGCCCGGAAGAGCUACAUCCGUGGCCGUGACGAGAGAGCAGGAGUUGCCCGUAGGAGAUUUGGACAUCCAGGACCCCUCUUUGUUCCUUUGUGUUCCUUUGUUCACUGCGUGAACACCGUUUGGUUUCACCCCGGCCGUGCGACAUCCGGCCCGGUGAACCAUCCGUACGAACCGUCAGCGUCUCGCUGGACAUUGUUCGACCGCCAGGCCGUUACCGUUUCAACCGCGAACCCUAACCCCGGACUGUUCCGACGGAGUCCCCGGACACCGUCGAAGCCUGUUGCACGUCACCAAGCACAGGAAGGGCGCGGACGGCAGGCGAGGGUCCUUGAAGGCUGCAGCCGAAGCGUCGGAGGGUCCAUCCGACUGACGUAGAAGCCACCCCCUUGGCAGAGCGCCGGAGGAGCGUCGACGACAGCAGGAAGGAGCAGCGACGACGGCAGAGCGGCGAGAACGGGGCCCCGAACGAGUGCACCGGAAGUGCGAAGAGAGGAAGAGGACGUGUGAGGUAGGAGUAGUUAUAAGGAAGUGGGACGGGACGUGUGAGCUAGUGGAAGUGGGAAGGGAUCCCCGGAAUAAAACUGUCGAUCUUACGCGAAGAAUAAAUAUAGUUUCCCUUAGUCAUUCGCAGUGUUUUCUUGGUUUUUGAGUAAUUUCGAGCGUCACGCCGAACCUGGGUAUUUUAAGGGAGAGUCCCAUCGGUUUUGUACGCCCUGACACCGGAAGCACAUCUCGUACAAGGUUAGUUCACUUCGAGUAUGGACUGGGAGUGAACACCAGUUGUUAUAGAUGCUAAGCCAAGUUGGCUUAAGAAGCAAAGUUGGCUUGGCUUGGGCAUGUGAAUUUUGCUAAGUCCGGGGAAUGGGAUGGUGCCAGUAGAGUCGGGCACGCGGACGGACUUGCGAGAGCGUCAUACAUAUGUCCCGUGUGCAAACCUGCGUGCGCUUCAUAUACGUGUACCGUACACUGUGUACGGACGCGGCGGAGGAUGGGUCGCGGUACAUUGACUGAGUCGGUGACCAUUUCGGUGGUAAAGUGGUUAAGCCAAAUUGGCUUGCACGUCGCUAAGCCAAAUUCGCUUAUGGGAUGCUAAGCCAAGUUGGCUUAAGAAGCAAAGUUGGCUUGGCUUGGGCAUGUGAAUUUUGCUAAGUCCGGGGAA
Culex pipiens pallens (northern house mosquito) is the source of this 2925-nucleotide messenger RNA. RefSeq lists its product as uncharacterized. The transcript has a single exon. NCBI's taxonomy places the organism in Eukaryota, Metazoa, Arthropoda, Insecta, Diptera, Culicidae. The coding region runs from base 8 to 787 and encodes 259 amino acids. The record is from RefSeq and is a predicted model, not a curated record.